AUGAUAUGUGGAAGCUGGUUUACCGGGAAGCUCCGACCUGGCCAGAAUACCGUGUUCACUUACGGAAGAUUAAGUGAUAUAUCAUUGACAGAUAUUUCGUUUGACCGACAGUGUGAUAGCAACUUACUCAGUUCAUAUUACCUUGCUCGGCACGGUUAUCGACACCUACAGUCUAAAUCAGGUGAUUUUCUGUUCUUUUUAGGAAAGAACUUUAAAUUGCUAUUAGGCCAUGUGGGCAAAGAACGCCUAAUUAGAAGCAUGAGCAAUCAGAAACUAAAGGGGUUACCUAAUCUCUCUUACUCAGAACUCAAGAAAGUUUCAUUCUUUUGUAGUACAUGCGCCUCAAUGAAGGAUCGCAGAAUGUCCUACAGGAAUUUGAUAGGAAACAAAUCAACAGAGCCAUUGCACACUCUGCACAUGGACUCUACUGGAAGGUUGAGGGUUAAUGGACUGUAUGGCUCCUUCGGUUAUCGGUAUGCCCGUGCAGUGGCAAAAUCCGGACCCUCUUAA
Phytophthora infestans T30-4 is the source of this 510-nucleotide messenger RNA. RefSeq lists its product as uncharacterized. The coding region runs from base 1 to 510 and encodes 169 amino acids. Lineage: Eukaryota; Oomycota; Peronosporomycetes; Peronosporales; Peronosporaceae. The record is from RefSeq and is a predicted model, not a curated record. The transcript has 5 exons.